GCAUGGCCAACACUCACAAUAUCCAAUCGGCCACUGCUAAGAGCAUCCGUCCCUUUAAAUCCAGCGAGGAAUACCUGUUCGCCAUGAAAGAGGAUCUAGCCGAGUGGCUGAAUGAGCUGUACGGGUUGGAGAUGGGUCUGGAGAGUUUCAUGGAGGUUCUGGAGACGGGCUGGGUGCUGUGCCAACACGCCAACAAUGUGACCAGGGUGGCUCAGGAUUUCUCCCGGGAUUACCCCGAGCUGCUGUCCAAACAGAAGCUGCCUCAGGGCGGGGUCACCUACACCACCAGUGCCCAGCCUGGCACCUUCCUGGCCCGGGACAACGUCUCCAACUUUAUCCAGUGGUGCCGGAAGGAACUGGAGAUUAAAGACGUGCUGAUGUUUGAGACAGAGGACCUGGUCCUGAGGAAAAACGAGAAGAACUUUGUGUUGUGUCUGCUGGAGGUGGCGAGGAGGGCCUCCAAGUUCGGAAUGUUGGCUCCAGUCUUAAUCCAGAUGGAGGAAGAGAUUGAGGAAGAGAUCCGCGAGGAGAUGGACUUACCAUCAGAGAUCAUCCCUCCAAAACCCAAACCACAGAAGGAGCUGUGUGAUUUCAAAAACUUGGAUGAAAUGGUUCGUCACCUUGUGAGUCGCUGUACCUGUCCUGACCAGUUUCCCAUGGUGAAAGUCUCUGAAGGGAAGUACAAAGUGGGAGACUCCAACACUUUAAUUUUUGUGAGGAUUUUACGGAAUCAUGUGAUGGUGCGAGUGGGUGGGGGAUGGGACACCCUGGAGCAUUACCUCGACAAACAUGACCCCUGCCGCUGCACAUCGCUCACUCAUAAGCAGGUAUCCAGAUUCAGCAGCCCCCACAGGUCCGCCACACCUGUUCAUGAGAUCAAGGCUCGCUUGCCACCCAGGACAGAGCAGACAAACAAGCCGCAGACAGCCCUCAUUCUGUCAAGAUCACAAAGCCUCAUGCCUCCAGUGGAGUGGAGACUAAACACAUCAUCUGCUCUUUCUCUGAGGAGUCACAGUGCUGUUCGGCCCCCAUCACCAGAUGUUCACACUACCUCUGGAGGUAAUUCAGCUGCGAGGGUGCCCCGGGACAAGUCAGAGCCACGGCAGCCCUUUCAAACCAGGCAAAAAGAUCGGACACCUACUCCUUCUUACCAGAUGUCAGUCAAUGUUGGCAGCACCAGAGCCAACUCCAACACUACUACAGCAGCUAGAACAGGGAGAGAGAGGAACAGGACUUUACCAGUAUCUUCAAAACCAUAUCCUGUAGCUCAAGAGAGCAAACGCACCAUUGUGCCUACAAUGGACACCAAGAAAGUACCAAGUCAACUUCUUGUUCCUCAACAAUCAGACAACAGGUUGAACCGGACUUGGACUAAUGCCCAGUUUGUUGAGUCCAAAAUGGACCAAAGUAACUCAAAUGAGAACAAACAGAGCACUAGUGCUUUAUCACAGACACUCAAACCUAUUUCAGAAAUGACCUCCAGGAUCUCCAAAGGUUCAGCAAGGAGUAAUUCGCCUGCACCUGUCCGAGUGAGUAAGUUCUCAAUCAUUCAGGACACUGAGAAGAGAGUUGAGAAAGGUCAAAUAACUCAUCGACUUCUUAGCCCAGCUGGUACCUGGCAAGAAAGCUGUCGGCAAGAAAUGAAAUGUAUCAGCAAACCUUUAACUGAUGGAGCAAAACAAUUGACUCAACAAAAAAGUCAGAUUCAGUCACGGACUCCAGACCCUUUCAGCAUAAAUAACAACAACAAUAAAGGUGUUAAAAAUGACAAGGAUGAGCUGUGUUUAUUCACACCUCCACCCAUUAAUCCUGCACAAGAGUCAGAACUAUACAAAAGCCUUGAAGAUGAAAUUGCAUCCAAUAUGAAAGCUCUAGAGGUGGAUUUAGUUAAGGACAAUUUGGAGUACAGUGGGAUCAAUGCAUUUGCUUCAGUGUCCAGUUUGUCUAGUUCUUCAAAACAGAAGGAAUUUAAAAGAUUCGACUCUCCCAGUUCAUCCAAGUGUUCAGUUUCCUCAUUCCCAGAUGCAACCAGUCCUUUUGAUUACGUUGAUAGACCUUGCAGCUUCAGUAAUGUGGCUUCAACCCGGUCAAUAAAAGUGACUGAGAAUGGCAGCAGUUUUAAUGCUGUUCUUUCUGAACUUGUUAGCGGAACACAGAAGCUCAACCGUGUGGACAUUGAGAACUGGAUAGCAAAGAGCCCACCAAAAAUGAUAUUCACUGAUGCUAAUGCCAAUCUACAGACGGCAGCUUUGGGUUCCGUUGAAACCAGUAAACUGUUUCCCAACAGAAUUGAAGUACAAAAUGAACGAUACGCUGGAUCAGCGCCUGUUCAAAGCAACCAAGAUAACAAUGGCUUAAAGGACACAAAUCUGGGCAGUAUGAAAAAUCAUACAACGCCUGCUCAGAAUAUUAUGAAUGCUCUUGAGGUGAAUUCCAAGUCCACAAAUGAAGGAUCUGAAACCAAUUCAUCAUUGGAAUGGUCAGAUCCACCCUGCACUCUCCAGAAAGUCAGAGUUCAACAAGAGAGGCAAAAGCGGUCACUAAAAAAACCAGAGAGAGUCCCUUCCAUCUACAAGCUGAAGCUUCGGCCCAAAAUACGCCCCAGACGUGAUAAUAGACCUGAAAAGAAGCCAUCGAAAAUUCCCACUCCGAUAUCCUACAGAGUGGCAGAUAAAACAUUAAAAGGUAUGACAAAAUCUGGAAACUCCCACAAAUUCCUCAAAGCCAACAGCAAGAUUUCAAAGUCUAAAGGGCAGGGAAAACAAAUCCCAACCUUGUAUUUCACAAAACCUGAGGAAAAUCGUUUAGGAGAAGAUCUUUCUCAGCACAGUGUCUCACCAAGAGGCAGAACUGCAGUACAACAAUCCAUCCUAGAGGACACUGAGCAAAGAAAAGAAGAUGAAGAAUCCUGGGUUUAAAAGCUUGAAAAAAAUAGUUACAAAUAUCUUGUCCUCAAGCAAUUCUUUGCAGGCCAUCAAUAUUUCAGUGUGGGUCAUUCUUCAAAACAAAUACUUCAAAUCCCAGUACUUAAUUGAGUGGCAGAGAAACAGUCCAGCAAAAUCCACUUGUCACUGAAAUCAAACAAGUUUUCUAAUGAAGUUAAAUGCGAUGAUAAUUGCAUAAACAAAGGUACAAGAAAACAAGAACCAUAAAAAUUGCACUAUUUAAUGCUAAUUAUACCUAAUAGAGAAGAUGGCACUAAUCUCAAUCAGAUGUGGUAAAAUAUUUGAAGCUCAAGAAUUGAGAGGCAUCAUGAAUUGCAUAUUUAUUCAUCUUUAUUUUAUAACAUGAUCAGUUUAGACUGACUCCAUUAAAGUGUUGGGUUCCUAAAAUAAUUGUUUACAAAUUCUGAUUUUUUUAACUUGUUUACAAAUAAAUUCACUAAUGAUUAUAAUGAACUUAAGUCACCUUUAUAGAGAUGGUUGGAAUUUGCUAUCUUUUUUAAACCUUGUCUCAUCAGAUCAUUUCUGAUGUUUUUUUAUUCGCACAUUGUUGGAUAUUAAAUCCUAAUUUAUCACCUGUAUUUAUAUUUCAAUAAGAAUCUGAAGUGACCAGUGGACUGGUUCUUUGUCUGACACCUUGAUCUCUAGCCCACUCCUGACUUACCAGUAAGUGUGGGCCAGGGCAAAUUGAACACUAAAGUAUGUAAGUGAGUACAUUUUAAUUAGAGUCAUGCCAUUCAGGGUGAUGUCAGGAAACACUCCUUUGCACAAUUGGUAAUGGAAAUCUGGAACUCUCUCCUCCAAAAAACUGUCAAUUGACAUCAUUGCACAUUAUUCUUGAUUGGAAAGCAGCUAAGGAUUCACAAUUCUAGUUGACUAUUUCUUGGUAACAACGGCUCAAUUGAAAAUUUCAAAAUGGGAACUGAUAGUAUUUUGUUAGGUAGAUGUAUUAAAGGUUACAGAAGCAUGGCAGUAAAUGAGUUAUUAUACGGAUCAGCCAUGAUAAUUGAAUAGCGGAACCAGCUCGAAGUGAUGAAUGCCCUAAUCCCAAGAUAUGCAAAUGAAAGGAGGUUAUACUGAAGCUGUAUGCUGAGUGUUAACAUAGUCUGGGAUAAUGGCUGUGGUUAUUGGGCGGAUGUCCUCUUGUGCUCUGUGUGACGUUGUUAUUAAUACACUUAGGAUUUUGCUAGAUCGAGUGCACAUCGUUCUUGAUUGGAAAGCAGCUGAGGAUUCACAAUUCCUUUUUCUUGGUAAAAUGGUUCCCCAGUUCACUGAGUCCUCCCAUCCACGUACCCAGAGACUUUCAAUUCUAUGGUAUCCAAAUCUUAAUCAGAAGUUAUUUUUGUUGCCUUGUCUUCGAUAAUUUUUUUUGCAGUCAAUUUUUUUUCUGGAAGAGGAAUAGACAAUCAUAAUUUUUUUCAAUAAAGAGACUUUUCACUUAAA
Molecule: messenger RNA, 4385 nt
Organism: Carcharodon carcharias (great white shark)
Lineage: Eukaryota; Metazoa; Chordata; Chondrichthyes; Lamniformes; Lamnidae
Product: GAS2-like protein 2A
Exons: 6
Coding region: 3-2918 (971 amino acids)
Biological process (GO): protein localization to microtubule plus-end; actin crosslink formation; regulation of microtubule polymerization or depolymerization
Cellular component (GO): microtubule plus-end; actin filament; stress fiber
Molecular function (GO): cytoskeletal adaptor activity; actin filament binding; microtubule binding
Source: RefSeq, a predicted model, not a curated record